This is a messenger RNA of Sabethes cyaneus, 2589 nucleotides long. It is a transcript of the gene Nrt, whose product is annotated as neurotactin. NCBI's taxonomy places the organism in Eukaryota, Metazoa, Arthropoda, Insecta, Diptera, Culicidae. The record is from RefSeq and is a predicted model, not a curated record. The transcript has 2 exons. The coding region runs from base 1 to 2589 and encodes 862 amino acids.
AUGGGCGAAACAGACGAGAAAGAUACAGCGCCACCUACGGCAACGGAGAAGCAAACUAACGAUACAGCUGCCCCAGUAACCGACAUCCAGGAACCGGAACCCGAUCCAAAGGAAACGGAAAAACUGCUCGGCAACAGCGAGGAAAAAACCGACAACAAAGAAACGGAAAAACCGGCUGAAGAGAAAAAGAAGAGCAGUGAAAAUGUCAACAGUGCCGGCGAAGAAAUUAUCAACAUUCCCGAGGAAACCGGCAAUGAAACUGCUAAGCCAGAGGACGAUAAAGCGAAAUCCGAUAAACCGAACAAGGUGCAAGCUGAAGAACGAGAAGUUAAGCCGAAAAAAGUUCCCGCUGGUGCCUUCAAAUUGCCAGGAUUUUUCAAUAAGAACAAAGGAAAGGAAACUGAUGGAGCGGACAAUGAACUGCUCGAGAAGCAAGAUGCCGAAAAAGAAGUAAAACCAACGGAAGCGGAAGAGAAGCCAAAACGCGCCGGCUUUUUUGCCAAUUUGCGUCUGAGGAAUCCAUUUGCCAAGAAGCCAGCAGAACCUGCAGAAAACGACGAAGCGAAAACCAAGCCAGAAGAAGAGGAAAAUGAUGAAGUCACGGCAGAAGCUACCGAUAAAAAAUCAGAUGAGGAGGAAGCUGCAGUUGAGAAAAAGGAAGAAGAAGCAGCUGCACAAGCCCCCAAAAAGGGUCUCCUAGAUGCGCUAAAAGUUCCUCUGGCCAGCAUAAUUCCGAAACGAUUCAAAUCAGGAACCGGUGAAGCUGAGGAUGACCUGGAACUGGGCAAAAGACCAAAGAAUCAAGCCGGUCUAGCAUCGAUGGAAACUUUAGAUGAUUCACUGAAAGAUACAGAACAAAAGGAUACAGUCGACAAAGCUGCUGUGGUUACCGCUGCAAACGGAACAGAUUCGGAAGCGCUAGUUAAGCCUGAAGAGAAAAAGGAUACCGAAAAGGAAGAAGCCGAUGAACAGACGCCCUCGAAGUACCCCUGCUUGGAGCGAAUUCGAAACUACAGGUGUUCCAUCGAUGAUAUUGCCAUAAUCACCGGAAUAGUGGUGUUUCUAUUGCUACUAGGCUUGAUUGUUAGUUUUACAUUCAUCGGUAAGGGUGAACCGAUAACAGCCCCAGUCCGCGAUGGAAAGUACAUCGAAACGGUCACGUCGUGUGGAAAAGUAGAAGGAAUUCUCGAAGAUGGUGCUUUCGCAUUCCGCGGGAUACCGUACGCUGUACCACCAGUUGGACCUCUUCGUUGGAAGGCUGCUCAACCGAUCGAAAACAUCAACUACUGUUGGAACGGAACACUAAAGGCACAUAACUCGACACCCGUCUGUUGGCAAUUUUAUGCCGAUGGAAAAGUUGACGGUUCUGAAGAUUGCCUAACCCUGGAUGUAAUCACACCGCAUGUACGCUACGACAAUCCGCUGCCAGUAGUGGUACUUGUUGGUGCUGAAUCAUUCACCGGAGACUCGCCUGGCAAACUGCGUCCUUCUACCCGAUAUGCUCGCGCUCGUGAUGUUAUAUUUGUACGCCCGAACUUCCGACUUAAUGUUUUUGGAUUUCUCGCACUAGAACAAUUGACCAAAACUGCUCACCCACCUACCUCAGGAAACUACGGCCUUUCAGAUAUAAUCGCAGCAUUAAAAUGGGUUCAGUUAAAUAUCGCUCAUUUUGGUGGUGAUCCAAAAUCGGUAACACUGUUCGGACAUCGCGCUGGCGGAACAAUCGUUGCAGCACUCGCCUCAUCCAAUAAAACUACUAAGCUCUUCGCACGAUCGUGGAUCUCUUCCGCUGCUGCAAUCUUCCCUGGAAAACCCCUCUCUGACUCGGAGAAAGCUAAUGCCGCCUAUCUUGGGCGUAUCAAAUGUACAAAUGCUACUUGUCUUCGAGAGAAGGAAGAUGAGGAUGUUCUUGAUGCCGUUCCAGAUACAUGGAGAAGAGUGUUCCCAGAUCUUCCUUCAAAGGACGAAAACACUACCGCAAACCACGAGUGGCUUUCUCUUGAUGGACGAAUACUUCAACAACAUCCGGCCGAUGUUUGGAGUUCGGAGACUGGCAAACUUAGAUACGUGAUCGGCACAACCUCUCACGAGAGCCAUACAGAUAAGUUACGUCUUAAAUAUACCGAAUGGACACCAGAAUUGGUUACCAAACACGUUAAUGAAAGCAAAAUAGGCGAGCUUAAUCUUACCAAAGAAGCUCUUGAACGAUACAAUGCUACUUAUCAAGGACUAGUAGCGAUGAUUUCCGACAUUCGAACGGUGUGUCCUUUAUUGACGAUUGCCCAGAAAUUGUUAACUUCUCAAUUCUAUGUUGUAACACAAACUGGAGGUGAACUAAAUAUCGCAGAUGUUGACUCUGAUGUACAGGCUAUCCUGGGUCGCUACGAACCGAAAACGCCGGAACAGAGACGCUACGUCUCCGCUAUUCAGCAACUAUUCUAUCACUACGUCUCGCAUGGAGAAAUCAAAUCCGAGCUCCGACGAAAAUUGCUCGAUAUUGGCCAAGAUGCAUUACCAACCUACAACACUGAAAACUGCGAUUUCUGGAUCAAGAAUGACGUUGUCCCGCGAUACGCCCGGCUAGAUUAA